AUGGGCGAUUUUAAUGAAGUUAGCAAUGAAUCUGAGAGACUUAACUCCGAGUUCAUCGCCUCUAACGCGGAGUCUUUUAACCAAUUUAUCCUAUCUGCGGGCCUUAUUGAGUAUAAUAUGGGGGGCGGAAACUUCACGUAUAUUUCGGACCGUGGGGAUAAAUUAAGUAAGCUCGAUAGAUUUCUUGUUUGUUUGGGUUUUAUGGAGAACUGGCCAACGGCUUCGGUUACGGCACUCAGUCGGGAUGUAUCGGAUCAUAGACCUAUCCUGUUAUCCACUACCCUUACGGAUUAUGGUCAUAUUCCUUUUAGAUGCUUUAACUCCUGGUUGGAUAUACCGGGUUUAUCUGGUCUAGUGCAGCAGGUGUGUCACAAUUUUGUUUUUAAUGGGCCAACAGAUAUGGCGCUCACAGUUAAGCUGAGGUGGAUUAAGAAUAAUAUCAAGGCUUGGCUUAAAGUUGAAAAGGAUAGAUCGGGUGGAGAGUAUUUAUCAAAGAAAAAUCGUAUACAUAGCUUGGAGAGUUUGGCAAAAAUGAGAAACUUGGAGAUUGAGGAAUUAAACGAAAGAGCGGAGUGCAUUAAUUUUAUCAUGGAGGCAGAUUGCAGGAAACUACUAGAUGCCAAACAAAAAUCCCGAUCCAGGUGGGCUUUUGAAGGGGACGAAAAUACUGCGUUCUAUCAUAAUGUCAUUAAUUCUAAUUUAUGUAAUAACCGUAUUAAUGGCAUUAUGGUCAAUGGUGUUUGGAGUGCGGAUCCGGUGGCUGUCAAAGAAGCUUUUUAUCAGUUCUUUGCGAAUCAGUUCGUGGAACCAAUGGUGUCGAGGCCGCCUAUUACGUGUCAGCAUAUGGCAUCGUUAUCUACGGCUGAAGCGACAACCCUUGUUGAGCCGUUCUCUAUGUCGGAAAUAAAAGAAGCUAUAUGGAGAUUUGCUAUGGUUCGGGCCUCAUGA
This is a messenger RNA of Helianthus annuus (common sunflower), 948 nucleotides long. RefSeq lists its product as uncharacterized. The record is from RefSeq and is a predicted model, not a curated record. Bases 1 to 948 code for a protein of 315 amino acids. The transcript has 2 exons. Lineage: Eukaryota; Viridiplantae; Streptophyta; Magnoliopsida; Asterales; Asteraceae.